Messenger RNA from Cotesia congregata, 252 nucleotides. The record is from the annotation of a GenBank genome assembly. NCBI's taxonomy places the organism in Eukaryota, Metazoa, Arthropoda, Insecta, Hymenoptera, Braconidae.
AUGAGUCUCAGUACUACUCUUCCGACUAUAAAUGAUGCAUUAGCAUUAUUUAAUCAAUCUCCAGUUGAUGCCAAAAGAAGAACCUGUGAAACCUAUUCGGACGCUGAUGAAAUCAUAAACAGUUUGAGAGAUAAGUUUAACGAUGAUACUACGAGUAGAUCCACAUGCGUCCGAAUUUUAACUCUACUACCAUCAAGUUGGAGUGUCCAUAAAGUUAUGGAAGUGAUGGCUUCAAGCAAACAUAUGGUGUGA